Mesorhabditis belari is the source of this 1911-nucleotide messenger RNA. Lineage: Eukaryota; Metazoa; Nematoda; Chromadorea; Rhabditida; Rhabditidae. The record is from the annotation of a GenBank genome assembly.
AUGAGUUACGGAGGUCAGCCGGGCGAUCAAUAUGCAAUGAUGAGAACCGGUGCACCAAAUCAGCAGCCACAACCCGGAAUGCAACAAAGAAUGAUGAUGGGAGGCGCUCCGGGUGGAGUCCAAAUGAUACAACCUCAAAGAGCGGCUGGACCACAAACGGCCAUGUAUGGACCAAAUCCCAACAUGAUUCCGCCACAAAAUUUGCAGAUGCAGCAACAAGGAUAUCACAUGCAACAGCAACAACGCAUUCCAAUCAAUGCGAUGGUCAGCCAUCUCCCACCCCAUCAACAACAAGAAGUAGCUACAAUUGCCGAUCCUCAGCAGAGAAUGGCGCGCAUUCAGCAAUACUUCCAACAACUACAACGACAACGAAUGCAACAACAACAACAACAACAGAUGGUGAUGCAGCGCCCAAUGCAGCCUGGCCCUGGUCAAGCACACGGGAAUAUGAUGAGACCAGUGGCGCCGAUGUAUCCAAAUGGAAUGCCUCAACAACCAGCAGCGCAAAUGCCUCCGAUGGUGUCCGGUCAACCCCCAAUCCAGCAUCAAACGAUGAUGCAAAGGAUCCCUUCUUCAUCGUCAAUGAUGGGUUCCUCUCCAAUGUCAAUGGGACAAGGAUCGGUGCCUGGAAUGAGCGGCGGAACGCCAAACAUGCAACCCGGCACUCCGCAGCAACAACAAAUGCAGCAAGUUGGCCCUAACACAGCUGUUCCCUCGCCAAAGGUGGCUUCUUUGCAAGCAGGUCAGAUGGGAGUGAAUGCCACCUCACCGGCGACGCAAAUUAUUGGACAAAGCCCUGUUGCCAGUUCUCAACCAAAAACCCCUGCACAAGGACAACCACCUACGAACACUCCAGGAUCGACGGGAACAACGGGAAAUCCGGGAUCCCAACAACAGGCAAUGAAUGAGGAGGAGAACCGAAUCUACAAGGAAAGAAUCAAUGAAAUGAAUCGAAAAUAUCGUGACAGCUUGAUGAGGAUUCUCGAUCGGGCAAAACUCGACAGAGAACAACCGCCAGCUGGUACCGAGAAAUUCGCCGAAAUUUUGGAUGAGAAAAGAGUGGUGAGCCUUGAUUUUCUCGAUCGCUUGAGCUCAGGAAUGCAAAAGUUGAUUGAAAGGAACAAUCCCAUCAACUUCAUUAUGGAUGCUAUCAAACAACGUUGUCAAGCAGAAGGAUCUCCGUCAACAUCCGGAGAGUUGAGUGAAGAGACAAAAAGACUCAUCGAUAAUCUCAUCGAUCCAUGGGCACCAGUGAAACAUUUGAGAAUCAGGGUGCCUGAUCAUGUUCGAGCUAUUUACAAAAAAGAUGCUCAACCAAGCAAGAAGCGAAAAGCUGAUGAUGACAGUGAGCCAGUGGAAGUCAAGCGACAACGCCCUAAUUCUGAAAGCGACUCCACUGAGCAGAAGAUGACUCCAUCCAGCCAAAACCAAUCGAUGAAAGUUUUCCCGAUGCCUUCCUACAAUUCAGUUUACCAAGAAAACGCUGGAUCGGUUCCUUGUUUAUUUGACCUGGGGAAAAGGUGGAAAUUACCUGAGGAAGCAAUGAGAGAACUCUCGGCAACGGGUGCUCGAUGGGCUGUCGAUAAGCGACCACCAUGCAAAGAAACACCCGAUGUGCAACUCUGUAUUGAAAGUGAAGAGCUCCUCACAUGCCCACUCCGAGUUCUUCUACCUGUCGGCUAUCCAUCUAUCGCUCCACAAGUCCUCUUUGCCGAGUCUUUCCCUCCAUCUGUCACACUCUCCGCAAGUCUUGAGACAUUUUUCCGUCGUCGAUUAGCUCUUCAAAGUGACAAAAGUCUGACGUCGCUCAUUUUAUCGUGGAGGGCAGCCUGUGAGCAACAAGUUGCCGCGAAUCGUACCCCAUCAAUUGGCUCAGUCUCUUACCCAGUCCCACCCAAACAACUUGUAGCA